Messenger RNA from Wallemia mellicola CBS 633.66, 2196 nucleotides. RefSeq lists its product as hypothetical. Gene Ontology annotation, cellular component: membrane. The coding region runs from base 1 to 2196 and encodes 731 amino acids. The transcript has 5 exons. NCBI's taxonomy places the organism in Eukaryota, Fungi, Basidiomycota, Wallemiomycetes, Wallemiales, Wallemiaceae. The record is from RefSeq and is a predicted model, not a curated record.
AUGGAUAGAGUUAGUCACGCAGAGAGAAAGAAAGCAGAAGAGGAACUCCGUUAUUACGCCAAGAAUCGCGAUUUACCUGUUGAAGGCGAACCUGCUGCACUAAAUAAAGACUACGAUGAAAGCGCAGCAGACGAGCAAAGAUACGGACUGAAUGCACAGCCAAGUUUAGACAGUGACAAGUUGAAAGGUGCGAUCCAUGUACCAGAAAAUGUAGACGAAACCACAGCAUACGAAGAACCAAACUACAGACCACCUGACUUUGUUCCUUCUGAUAAAGUACCAGGAAGUGCCCUUAGUCCAGAUGCUAUACAAGCUCAAGGUACACACACUGGUCCAUCUGUUAGCGUUCAAGAGGCUGAGAAGACUCAAGUAGAUGAUGGUAUAAAGAGAUCACCAUCACACCAAUCAAAAUUAGGACAUCUCAAACCACACUUACAAUUCCUUUGUGGCCCUAUGUUAAAGUACGACACAGUUGUAGAUAAUGUUUGGUACGGUGCAGCUAUGAUUGUCACAGUUGACCAGGGUAGCCAGUACGAUCCAGCACCUCUUUUCACUUAUAAUUGGAAUAACGGCACGAAAAAAGUCGAUGGUCAAUCAAUCUACGUCUACAGGGGAAGUUCAGGUAGCUUUACAUUCUGGAGAUUCAUGAUUGAUAUCCCAAUGUCAGAAAAUGAAAGUCCAGUUGAUUAUAAUAUCAACGGUGGUGCACGUAACACCUUCCACAUCCCGGCUAUUGGUCAACACCUUCGUUGGAUAGGCCAAAGUUGCAAUGGUUUCUCUAUGGGUGUUAACCCAGCUGAUUUCAACGGUCCACACAAGCUUUGGGAUGACGUUCUUAGACAACACUCAGAAAAGCCUUAUCAUACUGUCGUUGGUGGUGGUGAUCAAAUUUACUGUGAUAUACUCAUGCGUGAACCUGAAUUACAAGACUGGGUUAACGAGGUUGAUGGAAAAGAAAAGCAGAAGAUGCCUUUAACUGAGGCAAUGUCAUAUGCACUCGAUAGGUUCUUCUUUAAUCACUAUGCAAAAUGGUUUAGAGCAGGUUCAUUUGGCGAAGCUAUUGCAAAGAUACCACAAGUUAAUAUUCUCGAUGACCACGAUUUGAUUGAUGGAUUUGGUUCAUAUCCUGAUGAGUUAAUGUUUUCACCUAUCUUUAACAAGAUUGGUACAUGCGGUUUCUUCUGGUAUUUACUAUUUCAACAAUUUACAGUAAUGGAAGUUGAUGGUUCCAGAAUUACCGCCCCACAUGGAUAUGGUGAGAUCACAGAUGCCCAAGUUAAAGAGAGAGAAAGAUCAGAACAAUUGAAUAUACCAACACCAAAACCACAUACUUUCAAAUCAAUGAUCAUUGGUGGUGAUGGUGUAUACGUUCCUUUCCCAACUCACAACACAUUAACAUAUUUGGGUCCAAAAGUUUACAUGUUAGGUUUAGAUUGUAGAGCCGAAAGAAAACUAGACCAAAUGUGUAGUAAGACUACGUGGGAUAUCGUAUUCAGCGCUAUUAGAAAGUUACCUGAGGAGGUUGAACAAUUGGUUUGGCUAAUUGGUGUACCCCUUCUUUACCCAAGAAUGGUCUUCGCUGAGAAGUUUUUAGAAUGGAAGGGUAAUCCAUUAACUCACAUUGGUAGACACCCAUGGCUUGGUUUGAAUGGAUUCGUCAAUAAGUUUAACAAAGAUGCCGAAUUACUUGAUGAUUUGAACGACCAUUGGUGUGCUAAGCAUCACAAGAAGGAACGUAACUGGUUUAUUGAAGAAUGUCAGAAAUUGGCCUUAGAAUGUAACCUUCGUAUUUCAUUCUUGUCUGGAGAUGUUCAUGCAGCAGCUGUUGGUAGAACAUACUCAAAGAAAGUAGAACCAACGAAAGACCAUAAAUUGAUGUACAAUAUUGUUACAUCUGCAAUCGUUAACACUCCACCUCCUCCACCUGCUGCAAAGUUGGUUAACUUCUUGGCAAAGAAGCAUCACAAGAGUUUGCACUAUCUCAAGACAGAAGAAGAUGCUGUUAAAUUGUUCGAAAUUGACACAAAUGGGGAGAAAUCUUCAUUCCCAUACGUUAUGCCUAGAAGAAAUUGGACUUCCAUAGAAUUUGACAAUGAAACAGGAGAUCUUGUUUAUGAUAUCAAAAUUGAAAUCGAAAAGGGAAGUGGAACGACAAAGAGCUAUGUCAUAAAAUCUCCCCCACCAAGAUACAAGUAA